Malus domestica (apple) is the source of this 1815-nucleotide messenger RNA. Lineage: Eukaryota; Viridiplantae; Streptophyta; Magnoliopsida; Rosales; Rosaceae. The record is from RefSeq and is a predicted model, not a curated record.
CUCUCCUUCCCACUCUUCCGUAUUUGUUGCGUCCCUCUUAUUUCUCAGCGCCUUUGAAAGGAACGUUUCGUCGCCCUUUAUCUCUCUCAUCUCUUUUCUCAAAAUCUAUCGCCGCAGAAAAAACCCAGAAGCCCAGAAGAAGAAGAAGAAGAAUCAAAGCCGCAAGCUUUCAGAUCAGAUUUGCAUCCAAUCAAUCAUGGCGACUCCCGGCGUUCUCAACAGAGAAGACGGCUUUUUCCUCAACUCUCCAAUCCUCGAACCUCUAAAUGGAGAGAGUGUCAAAUCCCGUGGAAUGUCGAUUGAGAAGAAGAUUGAGCAGCUUGAGAGCAUGGCUGGAACGGUUAGCAACCGACGGUCUCGAAGAUGGGUAAAUGAUCGGAUUUUGUUGGAACUUGUUCCUCGUCUAAAUGCAGAAGAAAUCAGAGGCUUGUUUGCUCCACCACCUUGGGGUGAUGAUGUACCGCUGUCAGCAUUUUGCAUGACUAAUGUGCGAGAGUGGGAUACAUUUAGGAAUAUAGACAUGGAUAAGCAGGCUAAUGUGAUUGAUUCCAUGAAGGGCCCAAGUGCAAAGAAGAAGAGUCCUGUUGAUGCUGAUAAAACGGCCGUCUUGAAUGCAUGGCGUAGGGUUGAUUGUCGAACAAGAGAGGCACUUCGCCGUGGCGUCUUUGCAGAACUUGUUGAGUUCUAUGAGGAGCGUGUACGGGCUUUUGUUACGGAGACUGAAGAUGGAGAUGGAGAUGUUCUCAUCCUGCAGGUCCAAGAUCCUCUCCGUCGAUUGUUGCUCCAUGGUGUUUGUGAGGUGGACGCGUUCACAGACUCGGCUUUCAAAGGGAACCCAGCAGCGGUUUGCUUGCUGGAGGAAGAAAGAGACGACCAGUGGUUACAAGCCGUGGCCGCCGAGUUCAACCUCUCCGAGACAUGUUACUUGACUCGGCUCACUGAGUCUGACUCAACCCCUCGGUUCGGUGUCAGAUGGUUCACUCCUUCCAAUGAGGUUGAGCUUUGUGGUCAUGCAACAUUAGCAGCUGCAUACACUCUCUUUAACUCUGGUUUGGUAAAGUCCGACAUUGUUGAGUUUGCCACAUUAUCGGGAAUCCUAAAAGCUAAAAAGGUUCCAGAUGCUAAGACAGCCAGGUUGAAUACUCACAAUGGGGAAGCACAAGAGUCCUAUUUUGUUGAACUGAAUUUUCCUGCCGACCCGUCUAAUGAAUUCAACUCUGGUGAUGUUUCGGUAAUCUCUAAGGCCUUAGAUGGUGCUUCUAUGGUUGAAAUAAGGAGGACAACUGUCACAGAUGAUUUACUUGUUGUGCUUCCAUCAGCAAAAGCUGUCACAGAUUUACAGCCGCAGUUUGAUGCAAUUCGACAAUGUCCAGGGUCUAGCGGAGUGAUCAUUACGGGGAUUGCUCCUCCGGAAUCAGGAUAUGAUUUUUACAGUAGAUACUUUUGUCCCAAACAUGGGAUUGAUGAGGAUCCCGUUACUGGGAGCGCACAUUGUGCCCUUGCAUCAUACUGGUGCAAAAAACUUGGAAAGUCUGAUGUUUUUGCUUAUCAGGCAUCACCUCGAGGGGGAGCAAUAAACGUUCAUCUAGAUGAGCAAAAUCAAAGGGCACUGCUGCGAGGAAAAGCUGUUAUGGUGAUGGAAGGAACUGUUUUAGCUUGAAGUUGGAGUUAUUUUUACCUUGAAGUAUAAACAUUUGAAAUAAAUGACUCAAUUUUAUGGGGAAAGAACCAUUAUAUUUGAAUUAAAUAAAUUUGAGCAAAUUAGUUAGGUGUGCCUUUAUUUUUCAUUUCAAAAUUUGUAUCCCGAGUUCUUCA